GUCCUUCCACAAUCCAAUACAAAUCCUAGUUGUUCCAUAAACUCAUAUAUACAUUUAAAGAAAAAAUUUAAAAAAAUAAAUAAAAUCUGGAGUUCUGUCUAUGGCUCCCCACUUCUCUGCACCUUCAAUGAUAUUGGAAGAAGAGAGGAGAUUCGACGCGGAGGUGGCAGAGGUGGAAGCAUGGUGGAACUCCGAGAGGUUCAAGCUGACGCGCCGCCCCUACACCGCCAGAGACGUGGUGGCACUACGGGGACAUCUGAGUCAAACCUACGGGUCAAACGAGAUGGCGAAGAAGCUAUGGCGGACGCUGAAGAGCCACCAGGCGAAUGGGACAGCCUCUAGGACCUUUGGUGCCCUUGACCCGGUCCAAGUCACGAUGAUGGCCAAGUACUUGGACACGGUCUACGUCUCCGGCUGGCAGUGCUCCUCCACUCACACCACCUCCAACGAGCCGGGCCCCGACCUCGCCGAUUACCCCUACGACACCGUCCCCAACAAGGUUCAGCAUCUCUUCUUUGCCCAGCAGUACCAUGACAGGAAGCAGAGGGAGGCUAGGAUGAACAUGGGCAGGGAGGAGAGGGCCAAGACUCCCUUCAUUGACUACUUGAAGCCCAUCAUUGCCGACGGAGACACCGGUUUCGGCGGCGCCACCGCCACCGUCAAGCUCUGCAAGCUUUUCGUGGAGCGCGGCGCGGCCGGAGUCCAUAUCGAGGACCAGUCCUCUGUUACCAAGAAGUGUGGACAUAUGGCAGGGAAGGUAUUGGUUGCUGUGAGCGAGCAUAUCAACAGGCUAGUGGCAGCCAGGCUGCAGUUUGACAUCAUGGGAACCGAAACCGUCCUGGUGGCACGGACUGACGCGGUGGCGGCAACGUUGAUCCAAACCAACGUUGACACCAGAGACCACCAGUUCAUUUUGGGGGUAACGAAUCCGAGACUAAAAGGGAAGGGUCUGGCGACGAUCAUGGCCGAGGCAAUGGCUGCCGGAAAAACCGGGCCGGAGCUCCAAGCCAUUGAGGACAACUGGCUAUCAAUGGCUCAGUUGAAGACCUUCGCGGAAUGCGUGAGCGACGUGAUUGGAAGGAUGAACAUUGGGGAAAGUGAAAAACAGAGGAGACUGAUGGAGUGGAAGAGGCAUUCAAGCUAUGAGAAAUGCAUGUCGAAUGAACAGGGCAGGGAACUAGCAUUGACACUGGGAGUCAACAACCUCUUCUGGGAUUGGGACUUGCCCAGAACCAGAGAAGGGUUCUACAGGUUCAAAGGGUCAGUAUCAGCCGCAAUUGUCAGAGGCCGGGCGUUCUCCCCACACUCAGACCUCAUCUGGAUGGAGACAGCAAGCCCUAACCUGGUGGAGUGCACGGAAUUCGCAGAGGGAGUGAAGUCCAUGAACCCAGAGAUGAUGUUGGCAUACAAUCUCUCGCCGUCCUUCAACUGGGAUGCAUCAGGAAUGAGUGAUGACCAGAUGAAAGAUUUCAUCCCAAGGAUCGCGAAGCUUGGGUUCUGCUGGCAGUUCAUCACUCUGGCUGGCUUCCAUGCCAAUGCCCUGAUUGUCGACACGUUCGCCAGUGAUUUCGCGAAAAGAGGGAUGCUGGCUUAUGUGGAGAAGAUACAGAGGGAAGAACGGAAGCACGGAGUUGACACGCUGGCUCAUCAGAAAUGGUCCGGUGCUAACUACUACGACAGGGUUCUCAGGACUGUUCAGGGAGGCAUCACCUCCACUGCUGCCAUGGGGAAAGGAGUGACCGAGGAGCAGUUUCAAGAAACAUGGACAAGACAAGGAACAACGAACAUGGGGGAUGGCGGCACGGUGGUUGCAAAGGCAAGGAUGUAACAGUACAUCAACCCACCCAGCCACCCAGGAAGCUAAUCAGGAAGAAGAUGAAUAAAGUGCAAUAAUCUUUGUGGGAUUGGGUCACGAUUUCUUACAAUGCCUAAUUUACUUUUGCGCUUCAUUUCAAUCCCGUCUACGCUUUUGCUUCGACAAAAUCUUGAUUUCUAGACAGAUAGUUAGGGAGAAACUAAAACGAAAACUAGGCUGUUUGUUUCAGCCUCUUAAUGGUUCAGAUGUCUGAAUGGUUCAGCACUUAAUGGUUCAGACUGUUUGUUUCAGCCUCUUAAUGGUUCAGAUGUCUGAAUGGUUAAGAGAUUUGCCUCUGAAUGGUUAAAUAUUAUACAGAGUCUGAAUGGUUAAGACCUCUUAUCUGAAUUGAUCAGACAUUUACCUCUGAAUAGUUAAGCAAUAUACUAUCUCUUAAUGG
This is a messenger RNA of Cuscuta campestris, 2255 nucleotides long. NCBI's taxonomy places the organism in Eukaryota, Viridiplantae, Streptophyta, Magnoliopsida, Solanales, Convolvulaceae. The record is from the annotation of a GenBank genome assembly.